UGCCGGGUUGCCGCGUUGUUAACAUAUAACCUAUAAUACUUUUUGUGGUUUUUUUUACACAGUAGUACUCGUGUGUUAAAGUUAUAUAUAUUUUUUGUGUUAAAAAUUAAAAAAUGGAACAAAAUAAAAGUAGUGUACCUUUAAUGCCAAGAGAAUCGGCGAAAUUUAUAAGUCAAUAUUCAAAGAAUGUUUCCAUCAAUGAAGAAGGAGUGAAAAAACUUUCACACAUGAUUAUAGAAGGAUUAAAAAGUGGAGAAAUCUCGAAGGAAAAUUUCUUUAAUCAUGAAUUUUUACCAAAGGAAUAUGAUUCAAAAGUAAUUGAUUGGAUUUUCGUGUUAAAUACAUUAAAUUUUUGCUUCUGGAGGAAUAAAAAUGACAACCAUUGGGAAGUAAUGGGAGAAAGUGGUUAUUUUGCUUUGUGUGCUGCUAUUAAACGAGGAUUAGAGGAGGGGAUUCCAAUUUUGGAUCCAAGUUAUUAUUCAAAAAUAACGAAAAACGAAUUAGAAAAUAUUUUUCGCAGUGAUAUUAAUAAUGUUGAAAUUCCAUUAAUUGAUGAAAGAGUGCAAAAUUUACAAGAGGUUGGACGUGUUCUUCUUGAAAAAUAUAAUGGCACAUUUCUUGAAUGUGUUAAACAAUCCAAUGGAUCAGCAUUAAAAUUGUUAGAACUCAUUGUCGCUGAUUUUGUUUGUUUUCGAGAUGAAGGUGUAUUUCGAGAUCAAAAAGUUUCAUUUUAUAAGAGAGCCCAAAUAGUUGUUGCUGACAUUUGGGCUUGCUUUAAAGGAAAAGGAUUGGGAAAUUUUCAUGAUAUUGAUGCACUCACAAUGUUUGCUGAUUAUCGAGUUCCUCAAGUACUUGUGUACUUUGAUGCCAUGUGCUAUACUACAUCUUUACUCAAUUCACUUCAAUCUGAAACGGAAUUGAAAGCAGGCUCUGAGGAAGAAAUAGAAAUUCGAGGAUGUGCAGUUGAAGUUGUGGAACGAAUUGUCAGAGAAAUUAAAUCACAAUUGAAAGAUUCAGAUUUCAAUGCUAUUCAAAUAGAUUUUUAUUUGUGGUUUUUUCGAAGGCAACAUGCCAAUAAAUUAGAAACAGUGCCUUUCCAUAAAGUUCGAACAAUUUAUUAUUAAAAAAAAAAUUCUUUUUUAUUAUUAAAAUAGAAAUUUUUACUAAUAAAUAUUGGACAAAAAAAAGAAAGGCACAGUAAUUUCAACUUUUUUUAUAAGUAUAAUUUUUUUUCUUUCUAUUUUACUUGUAUUCUUUUUAUUAAAUAAAAGGUGAAUAAAUUCUA
Leptopilina boulardi is the source of this 1285-nucleotide messenger RNA. RefSeq names its product queuosine salvage protein. Lineage: Eukaryota; Metazoa; Arthropoda; Insecta; Hymenoptera; Figitidae. The coding region runs from base 114 to 1124 and encodes 336 amino acids. The record is from RefSeq and is a predicted model, not a curated record. The transcript has 6 exons.